Molecule: messenger RNA, 1434 nt
Organism: Letharia columbiana
Lineage: Eukaryota; Fungi; Ascomycota; Lecanoromycetes; Lecanorales; Parmeliaceae
Exons: 2
Coding region: 1-1434 (477 amino acids)
Biological process (GO): magnesium ion homeostasis
Cellular component (GO): intracellular membrane-bounded organelle
Source: RefSeq, a predicted model, not a curated record
AUGCAACUCUCCUCAGAACUGUUUAUUUAUCUGGUAUUCCUCCUCGUUUGGACCAGCGGGCUUCCGAUCCCAAACGACAGCAAGAGCAACAUUGCGCCCUUUGGGUUAGCUCCCCUCGCUUACAGCCGUCGGGGACUCUCGCCUCCUAAUGACCAGGGUUCAGCGGCUGGAGACAGCCAUGUUGGUCGGCCACAAGCUUGGGGAGGAACCCCGGCAAACACAUCGAUUUGCAUUUACCCUGCCGUAUGGUCUGGCAAAAUGUGGUUGGUUAUGGCCUCCGUUGCCAUGAUGUUGGUAGCUCUUUACGGCGUUUUGGCAUUUGUUAUGUGGGGUAUCAUGAGUGUUGAUAUACCAAGAUUGACGGUAUGGAACCGGACCGGUGACAAACGACGCAGAACGUUUGCUGGCAAGGUACUGAAAGUUCGAAACCGACCGGAUUGGAUGCUUGUUUCCCUGGUAGUUGUGUCCGUGGCCAUUGCGGAAGUCCUACCAUUCUUCUGGAGCCACUUGCUCAAGACCGGUAGUCGCUUUUCAUACCUUACGACCAAUAUAGUAAUUAUGGUUAGCCAGGUAGGACCUACGUUCGUCAUGCCUGUAUUCCACCUAGAGAUUUCAGGCCGAUUUACGUGGUUUGUUCGCUUGGUCAUGUGGCUUUCUGCACCAGUAACUGUGCUCCCGGCCUACGCACUACGACGACUAAGGCAAUGGAGGAGACGCGGCCGACCGGUCCACAUGGACGGACUCCUACCUCUAAACGAGCUGAUGGAAUUUAUACGUCUCCACGAACAAGGUCAAGGGUAUGGAGGGAUGCUUGACGAUCAUGUGGGAAAGGAAAUGAGAAAUCUAUUAGAAAGACAAAUCUCUAGAGAAACGUCCAGCACUCAUGUCGAAACAGAAGGGCUCCGGUCGAAUCAGUUCACUGAGAGUAUUGGAUCAACAAGUGUUCAAUCGCUGUACCAAGAAGGGUUAACGGCCCGUGAAACUGAGAGUACCCGUGGGCUGACUAGCAUUCGAUCGCACGGCCAAGAAGGCUCAACAGCCCCUGAAGCUGAGAGUCCCCGUGGGCCAACCAGCAUUCGAUCGCACGGCCAAGAAGGCUCAACGGCCGUUGAAGAUGUACAUGCGCCAGGGCUCAGGAGGCGUGGAGAACGGAGCACCGAGGGUUACGAACCGGUUGUUUCUACGGUGCCCAUGCAGAUACCGGAACAAGCCCUACUAAAGGACCCCGUUCACAGACCACCGACCCUUGUCAACAAUAGAUAUGUGGAACCAGGUGCUUUGAAUGGACGGCCACUCCAGCGAGAUUUCCCCCUUCAAUCCCUCAGCAAUUCGGUCACCCCCCGCAAACAUAGGCUUCCUAUGAUGGAAUCGUACCAAAGGGAUCGAAAGAGUAGUGGUCUUGUCACAGACAGCUUUCUACUUGAGCAGGGAUAG